Molecule: messenger RNA, 3326 nt
Organism: Ictalurus furcatus (blue catfish)
Lineage: Eukaryota; Metazoa; Chordata; Actinopteri; Siluriformes; Ictaluridae
Gene: haus7
Product: HAUS augmin-like complex, subunit 7
Exons: 10
Coding region: 118-1200 (360 amino acids)
Biological process (GO): centrosome cycle; spindle assembly
Cellular component (GO): HAUS complex
Molecular function (GO): microtubule minus-end binding
Source: RefSeq, a predicted model, not a curated record
AAAUCCCGUCUCCGUUUCUUUUCCUCACACACGAAGGAGCUAGAAGAGAGGAAGUAAGCAGUGCUCUGAGAGAGAGAGAGAGAGAGAGAGAGAGACACACACACACACACACACACAAUGGCGGGCGAUUCAAAAGAACAACACCUCUCUCUAAGUGUUUACAGCAGCCUUCGGAGGCUCUCCUGUCCCUCUGUGGACGGUCUUUACCUGAGAGAAGCGGGCAGCAUGCAGGAGCUCCUCUGCACUCCUUCAUUGCACCGCAUGGACAUACUGAAAUGGAUUUGUACCAGAAUCUGCCCAUCCCUGAGAGACAAGUUCUCAACAAUCAAAUCGUCAGAGACAGAAGAAGUGGCAAAAGAAAUCACACGGUUUGGCCAUGAAAUGCUGUUAUGUAAAUCGGAUGACCUGGAGUUAAUCAAGGGCUUUGCCACACCAUUACGGCAGCUUUUGUUUUUGGAACAGCUUUUAAUGAUUGCUGGACAGCAGGACACAUCAUCUGAUGACAUGUGCAGUGAGUCUUCUGGAGGUGGCAGCGUGACAAAUGAGGAUCUGCUGAAGGAGCUGAUGUCACCUGACCACCUAACUGAUCUGAUCCAGCUGAUGAAUCCUGUGUGCAAUCCUUGGUCUGCCCACAUCCAGGAAUACUUAAAAGCAACACAAUCAACUCGGGCUAAGCCAAACAGCAGUAAAACCGAUGAGAAUCAUCAUCAUCAUGAUUCAGGAUGUGGUAAGCUUAGUAAUGACAGCAUAGCUGAAGCAACUGCUCUGCUGCAGUCCACUCGGUGUACAUUGGAAGAGCUACGUAAAGAGUGUGAGUUCCUGCAGUUGGAAGCGUCAGGCCCUGCAGCCUCGCUGUCACCCUGUGCUUUAAAAGUGGCUAUAUCAGACAUGGCUCAGCUUAUGACGGCCUUCAGUCAGGUCUACAACACGGACUUCAGGGGCUACUGCCAGAGAGCACCUCCUGUCCUUAAUCCGAACGCCUGUGUCUUCCAGUCUGUGCAUCAGCUCCUGCACCACUGCAAUAUGGAAUUAGAAGCACUUCAGCAGCUGUCCAAAACCUCAUCCACUCUGACUGGGAUUGUGACGCAGAUACAGACAGACAGGCAAUUUUGGGCCAAUGGAGAGAAACAUACACUACCCAACCAACUGGAGGCCCUGAAGAAUAGAUUCAGUGCUUUUUUGUCUCCUCACCAGUCAUGAGAUUUUUAUUGUUUCAGCCUGAACAUGUGUUGUACACUUACUCAUCUAAGGUCUCAGCUUCAGAAUAGUCUUUCAGAACCUGUUUCUACAGUUUCCCCAAUGUAUUUCCCUCAUGUAAAUAUUUAAUAUUAUCUAGGCCAUCUGAUUUGACUAAAAACCCUAAAUUUAUAGUAAAAUACCAAAACUCUGCUGUAAAUAAAAAUAAAUAAUUUCUAACAAAUGACCAUUUAUGCUGUACUUUAAUAUUUUUUAAGUGUCCUCACUAUUUCAUCCCUCUGUUCCGUAAGUAGGUGUGGUGGUGGAGGGACAGACUGUUUGAUUUUUGAUCAACUGCAAGUUGGUUCAUCUGAAUACACUAGGCUAGACAGCAGAGGUUUAUUCUUGGAUAAAUUAAUCCUGGCUCUCGUUUCUGUUAUAUAUGAUAUGGAGAAAGAAAGGACAAUAUCUAAUGCAGCAGACUUUCCUUUGAACACACUGGGAACUGUGGAGGUAAGCAGACUGAAGUGUGUUGUGUGUUAGCUUUUGUCUGUUAUGCCGUCAGUGCAGGGAAUUUUUUUUCACCUACCAGUUUAAAGUGUGUACUGGCAAUUAUAAAUUUUGGGGUUUUUUUUUUCUGUUGAAUCUUUAACAUUCAGUAGUCCUUCUGGGCAAUAUUCUUCCUUUUUACAUACAGGACAAUAUUUUGUGUAUGUGUAUAUAGUAAUCCACUUAUGUCAUUAUCUUUUAAUAUGUACAGUACAGUGAGAACUCAACAGCAAAGUGAAACUCCAUGUAUACACAAGUGUACUUGUCCAACAAAGCACAUUUCUUAUCCUGAUUUAUUCAAAUGCUGCACUAAACUGAGUUGGUCUUUAAUUGUUUGUGACCCAUUGGCCUAUUUUUUUUUUUUUGGUGGUGGUAAUUUUUUCUGCUGGGAUACUGACCGCCAACUCAAAUAUAGCACUGUGGUGACAGAAUUGUUCCUGCUGAAAAGGUUCUUUCGUGUGAGCAUACCAGCAUGUCCUUGUUUUAUUUAUUUGUUUUUGGUUUUAAGUCUGAAUUCAUUCCACACAUAUGAAAUGGCAUUAGAAUAAUGCUCAUAACUAAUCUUUUCCUAAUGUCUCAGUUCCCUCUGAAAGUAUUGGAAUGGCAAGGCCAGUUCUCUUGUUUUUACUAUACAUUUAAGAUGUUUGGGUUUGAGAGCAAAAGAUGAAUGGGACGAUAGAUGAGAAUUUCAGCUUUCAUUUCCUAAUAUUUUUCCUGAUAUCUAGAUGUGUUAAACAACUUGGAACAUGACACAUUUUGUUUGAACCUACCCAAUUUUCAAGUGAUCAGAAAUAUUAUAACUUUUUUGGUGACUGACUGGCCUUUCUUGUUGCCCAGGUAUGCCCUGUUCAAUUGAUUGUUUAAAGAAUUACUAGCUCUGCAUGUCUGCUCUUGGUUUGAACCGUGGGUUUUGCCUGUGAAGACUGCAUUGUUGUAAAAAAGAAUAAAUAAACUUGAAGAUAGAAGCAGAAUGAAUUCAGAAGUCUACGGAGACAUUUUCUUUGCUGGUUUACAGAGAAAUGCAUCCAAUUUAAUUUGGAGGAACUUCAUCAUGCAGCAAGACAAUGAUCCAAAACACACUGCCAGUACAACAAAGGACUUCAUCAGGGGGAAAUAGUGGAAGGUUUUAGACUAGCCAAAUCAAUCACCAGACCUUAACCCAAUUGAGCAUGCAUUUCACCUCUUGAAGAGGAGACUGAUGGGAGAAACCUUCCAAAACAAACAACAACUGAAGGAAGCUUCUAUAAGCCUGCAACACAGUUUGUGAUGUCAGUGGGUCACCAGCUUGAUGCAGUUAUUACAAGCAAGGGAUAUGCAACCAAAUAUUAAGUUACUUUCUUCAACUAUCUGUUCUAAUACAUUUGCUCACCUAAUACAUAUGCCCAAAUUCGUCUGCUACCAAAUAUGCAAUGUUCUAAGUUGUUUAACACAUCUAGAUAUAAAGAUCAGGAAAUAGAAGCUGAAAUUCUGAUCUAUUGUCUAAUAUGAAUCUUUUGAUCUAAAGCCCAAAUGUCUCCAGUGUAUAGCAAAAACAAAAAAUUGCUUUCGGAGAGAAAUGCAUGUCCAGGUUAAUCCAAUUUUUAGACUAAGUCUUCAAAUAG